Messenger RNA from Chenopodium quinoa (quinoa), 1325 nucleotides. RefSeq lists its product as uncharacterized. Bases 636 to 1034 code for a protein of 132 amino acids. NCBI's taxonomy places the organism in Eukaryota, Viridiplantae, Streptophyta, Magnoliopsida, Caryophyllales, Amaranthaceae. The record is from RefSeq and is a predicted model, not a curated record. The transcript has 2 exons.
UGUGUAUCUCCCACUAUAUAAACAUGUGCUUUGAGAUACCAUACACACACCACAAACCAAAUCCAAAACCCUAGCAAAACAUGUCAUCUUCAUCCAAAGCUGUCAUCCCUCACCCAAAUAUGAGCGAAAACUUGAGUGAUGGUUCAUCCCCCACCAAGUUCAAGAGGAAGGAUAAGAAACAAGCCCAACCUGAUGGAACUACGAAUCGUAGUCAACCCUUAUCUCCAGCUGGAGACAAGGGAAAAGGCAUUAUGCAUCCUUCUUCUUCCGGACAGGACCCUCAUGCGAAGAGAAGGUCAAAAAGAAGAUCAAGAAGCAGAUCUGUGCGUAAGAGCACCCUCCUUGCUGCCACACUCAACCAGAACGCCUUUGCUAUGCUGCAUCAGCUGCACCCCUACUACCGGAAGGACGAGUUGCACCCUGUGUUAAGAGGAAACUCCUUCAAACAAUGAGGGCUGGACUGGGGUUGACUCAGGACAACUCAUCCAGCUCAUCAGGUGGGGGAAAGAAGAACGAUGGUAAGGAUGAGCCUGAUGAUGAAGCUGAAUAUGGUAUCCUUGUAAGGAGCCAAACCCCUGGUGACAUUGGUGUGAUGUACACAAUCACGAAGAGCCAAACUUUCGAGCAUAUCUACGAUGAUUAUGCUGCCAAACUUGACCUCUAUAAGACAAAAUUUUUCUUGGCUGAUAAUCGUACUGGAAAGGCCAUUGGCUACUGAUACGGCUGGAGAGGUUGGUAUAACUAAUGGUCAGAUCGUGCUAGCUAUCAGAAAGGAUCCUGAGUAUAAUAUGAAUGCUGCGUUGCGAAAUUUUUAUCUGUGUGACGUUAGUGGAUCAUCUAAGAAGUUGACAGUCCAGGCUGAGUUGACCAUGAAGGUGUUGAAGCUGUAUUACAUGGCCGCUGAGAUCUAUAGAUGUCAUGUUAGCCAACUUGUCCUGAUGCACAAGAACAGGGUCCUCGCACCAAAUCACACAAUCCGCAGUGCUGGCAUCAGGAGCUUGAAGCGUGUUUACUGUCUUCCCUUGAAGAAGUGAUAUGUGUGUCCUGGACAAAUUACAAAUUUGGCUAAGCUAGGUUUAAGUAAAUUUCAAUAACGAUUACGGGGUUAUGUUGCCCUGACCUAUUAGUUUUAAUGGUUAUUAGUGGUUGUUUAACUUAAGUCUAUGAUUAGGAUACUAAUGUAGUUUGGGCUCAUUAUGUGAUGUUUGAUUGGGCUCAUUUAGUUAAUUUUGGUUGGGCUCAUUUUGUUUAUCUGUAUUUCAACAAUUGGAGUGUAUCCUGUUGAUGAGUCUAUGAAGAUGGUUAUUAGUUGUGUGAUUAUUUGU